ACUGCUCCAUCCGCUCCAGUGCAGGCCUGAGGAGCAGGCUUCUCUUUGGCUCGGUGUGUUAGUAAUUAUCUGAUUAUUUCUGCCGAGCGCUGCCAGGGGCUGCGUUGCAUUUCCACAGUUUAUUGAGAUAAAGUCGGACUCAGCAUGCAAGCUUAGCAGAUUGAGCUCCAGCUCUGCUGGACGCUGACCAGGAAGAGAAGCAGCCCCAACAGACAUCUCUGCUGCAGGACGAGAGCUGCCGCACAGCACUGGGAAGAGGAGGCAACACUGAGGUAAAGAGAGGACAUGCUGACUCAGCUGCUUUUGGGAUGGACUGCCUUGCUCAGCGGCCUCGAGCCGGCGGUUGCCUCCGUCACAAUCAGGUUUCUAUCUAGCAGAGACAGCGGGUGUUCAGCUCCGAAAUGUGAAGUCUUCAUCCCUCCUCCACCUCCACCACCUGUGUUUCCUACAGUCAAACGGAGAGCAGGGCUGCUGGUCGAUAUAACAGAACACAUCACAGGAGCGAAAGGGGAAAAGGGCUCCAGAGGACCCAGAGGACCCAAGGGCCAACCUGGUGUAACGGGUCCAGAUGCAGAACCUGGAACACAAGGAGCCAUGGGACAGCCCGGUCAAAAGGGAGAGAAGGGUGACAGAGGCUGGAGGGGCCUGUAUGGAGACAUAGGAACUCCCGGGAUCAUACAGGGCAGUAAGGGACGUAAAGGAUCCAGGGGUGAUAAAGGUGUGAGAGGAAACAGAGGACCCAGAGGAGAGAGGGGUGAGCGCGGCAUCACUGCAGCGCCAGGAGAGAAGGGCGACCCAGGCCAGUGGGGAGAUGCAGGGCAGAUAGGUGAGCAAGGACCCAGAGGAGAGCCUGGAGGCAGAGGAGGCCUGGCGUUGAAGGGAUCUCGUGGAACUCCAGGAAAGCCCGGUCAUCCUGGUCCUGCAGGACUGUCUGGUCGGACUGGAGAGCCUGGUCUACCUGGACAAGUGUACGUCCUACCAGGCCUGCAGGGAGACACAGGAAACCGAGGCCCUUCAGCCAAAUGCAACUGUUCACAGGUUCGAACCCCAGAACGAUUGUUGGACAGAGUCCAGACGAUCUUUGUUGCGGACGGAGAGAAACAGAUGAGGAGACUGCGGGGGGAGAACGUGAUGGUGCUGCGGACGGACAGAAAAGCUCUGUACAUCUACUCUGACUCUCAAUGGAUCAACGUACUGGAGGACCCCAGACAUUGACCCCAACUCCAUUCAACACAGGCUGAAGUGCCCUCGAGCAAGACCCUUAACCCCAACUACUCCAGUGGCCAGCAGCUCAGACUGUGGUUAUACUGGGAAGCUUCCGGGUGUGAAUGUGGUUAACUUAGUGAGUGUGAUCAGGGUCCUGAAAAUCUACCCAUGUUAAAUAAAGGUUGGCCUGUCCUCUGUACAGAUCCUCUAA
Molecule: messenger RNA, 1417 nt
Organism: Sander lucioperca (pikeperch)
Lineage: Eukaryota; Metazoa; Chordata; Actinopteri; Perciformes; Percidae
Product: collagen alpha-3(IX) chain-like
Exons: 15
Coding region: 286-1215 (309 amino acids)
Source: RefSeq, a predicted model, not a curated record